UCUUCUCCCUGUUGAACGGGAGUACACGGAGCGGGAGUGAGUGAGGUACGGACGGCCCUUCGGAUGCUCGGCCGCGGGGGGGGAAGAAGCUGCUGCGGAUAUCCGUCUCAUACCUGCCACAAAACGGGCUCCCGUCUCGUCGCCUAAUUUUUCCCCCCUUCUUCUCCGCUUGCCGUUUUGCGUGAAAGCUAGACAUACAUAUACGUAAAAAAGCCUGGUUUGUUUCGUAACGCGCUGCACCGGUAGCAGCGCGGAGGGAAAGAUCUUUGUCGAGGAUGCGGAUUUAACAGAAAGACGUUAUCUGUGUCACCUGGGAUUUUUUUUAACCGUUAAAAUUCGAAUUAGCGUAGUCGCACGCGUCCGUAGCAGAAGAUAUCGUUCAUGUCUGGUGAAAUAUCGCACAUAGUGACGCGAUAGUAAUAAUAUCGACAGCCACUGUAGCUGAAGACAAAAUAAGAGCCUAGACACCAUGAGCACCAUCUCGCCGACGGACUUUGACAGCUUGGAGAUCCAGCAGCAAUAUAAUGACAUCAAUAACCGCUGGGACCUGGCAGCAGAGACAGACUGGGAUAAUGAGAACAGUUCAGCACGCCUCUUCGAGCGAUCACGCAUCAAGGCUCUUGCAGAUGAGCGUGAAGCAGUACAAAAGAAGACCUUCACCAAAUGGGUAAAUUCUCACUUGGGCCGAGUGACCUGUCGCAUUGGUGACUUGUAUACUGACCUGCGUGAUGGCCGCAUGCUUAUCCGCCUCCUGGAAGUGCUCUCAGGAGAACAGCUGCCAAGGCCCACCAAAGGCCGCAUGCGUAUCCACUGCCUGGAGAAUGUUGACAAAGCCCUGCAGUUUCUCAAGGAGCAGAAAGUCCAUCUAGAAAACAUGGGCUCACAUGACAUUGUGGACGGGAAUCAUCGUCUCACUCUUGGUCUCAUCUGGACCAUCAUCCUUCGCUUCCAGAUCCAGGACAUCAGUGUGGAGACAGAGGACAACAAGGAGAAAAAAUCAGCUAAAGAUGCCCUGCUGCUUUGGUGCCAAAUGAAAACUGCUGGAUACCCCAAUGUCAACAUCCACAACUUCACGACCAGCUGGAGAGACGGUCUGGCGUUCAAUGCCAUUGUGCACAAACACAGACCCGACCUAAUUGAGUUUGACAACCUCAAGAGGUCCAAUGCGCACUACAAUCUCCAGAAUGCUUUCAAUGUGGCUGAGAAGGAACUGGGGCUAACCAAGCUGCUGGACCCAGAGGAUGUUAAUGUUGAUCAACCUGAUGAAAAAUCCAUCAUUACCUAUGUGGCCACCUACUACCAUUAUUUCUCCAAGAUGAAAGCCCUGGCAGUGGAGGGCAAACGAAUUGGCAAGGUCCUGGACUAUGCUAUUGAGGCUGACCAGCUGAUAGAGAAGUAUGAGACCCUGGCGUCGGAGCUGCUGCAGUGGAUUGAGCAGACUAUAGUGACGCUCAAUGAUCGGCAGCUAGCUAACUCACUGAGUGCUGUGCAGAACCAGCUCCAGGCUUUCAACUCCUACAGGACUGUGGAGAAACCCCCCAAAUUUACAGAGAAAGGAAACUUGGAGGUUCUCCUUUUCACUAUACAGAGCAAAAUGAGGGCAAACAACCAGAAAGUCUACAUGCCAAGGGAGGGCAAACUGAUCUCUGACAUCAAUAAGGCCUGGGAGCGUCUGGAGAAGGCAGAGCAUGAACGAGAGCUGGCACUGAGAAAUGAAUUGAUUCGCCAGGAAAAGCUAGAGAUGCUUGCUGCACGAUUUGACCGCAAAGCAGCUAUGAGGGAGACAUGGCUUAGUGAGAACCAGAGACUGGUGUCCCAGGACAACUUUGGAACUGACUUGGGAGCAGUGGAAGCUGCCACCCGUAAACACGAGGCCAUUGAGACAGACAUCGGGGCAUAUUGGGAGCGUGUGGCUGCUGUUGAGGCUGUUGCCAAGGAGCUGGAAGCAGAGGGGUACCAUGAUGUGCGACGUAUAAUUGCAAGGAGGGAUAAUGUGCUUCGACUCUGGGAAUACCUAAAAGAGCUUCUGACUGCGCGCAGAGAGCGACUAAAUGCCCAUCGUGACCUACAGAGACUGUUUCAGGAGAUGCGCUACAUCAUGGAUUGGAUGGCUGACAUGAAGGGUCGCUUGCAGUCUCAAGACAGCGGCAAACAUUUGCAUGACGUGUUAGACCUGCUGCAGAAACAUACUCUGGUAGAGGCUGACACUUCCGCUCAGGCAGAAAGGAUCAAGGCAGUGCAGGGAGCUGCACAGCGCUUCACCUCCUAUGAACAGGCCUACAAACCUUGUGAGCCGGGACUAGUUAGUGAGAAGGUUGACCUACUGGGUCAAGCUUACGAGGAGCUUGGUCAGCUUGCUGGGCAACGCAGAGAGCGCCUAGAGGACUCCCGCCGCCUGUGGCAGUUCCUGUGGGAUCUUGGAGAGGAGGCAGCCUGGAUCAGAGAACAGGAGCAGAUCCUGGCCAGUGGAGACUGUGGCCGUGACCUCACUUCUGCCCUUCACCUACUCAGUAAACACGAGGCUUUCAGGGAUGAAAUGGCAGCCCGCUAUGGCCCCCUGAGUAACAGCAUUGCUGCCGGAGAAGCUUUGAUUAAGGAGGGACACUUUGGAGCCCCACAAGUCACAGAGAGGAUUCAAGAUAUUCGUGCCCAGUGGACACAUCUGGAGGAGACCACUAAGCUCAGAGAACAGAGUCUUAAGGAAGCAGUGGCCCUGCACCAAUUUCAAACCGAUGCCAAUGACAUGGAGGCAUGGAUUAUGGAGACACUUAGACAAGUGUCCAGUCAGGAGGUAGGCCACGAUGAGUUCUCCACCCAAACUCUAGCUCGCAAGCAGAGGGAGAUAGAGGAGGAGAUCCAGAGCCACCAUCCCCUCAUCGACUCCCUGCAUGAGCAGGUCCAAGCACUGCCACAGGCCUAUGUGCAUGUCCCAGAGGUGGAUGGCCGCCUACCUGCUAUUGAGCAGCGCUAUGAAGAACUGGAGUCUCUGUCAGCAGGUCGGCGCCAGGCUCUGGAGGGUGCCUUGGCCCUGUACCGCAUGUUUAGUGAAGCUGGUGCCUGUCUGCUCUGGGUGGAGGAAAAGGAGCAGUGGUUACACGGCAUGGAGAUCCCCACUAAACUGGAGGACUUAGAGGUGGUGCAGCAGAGAUUUGAGACACUGGAACCUGAGAUGAACAACCUAAGUACUCGUGUCACUGACGUGAACCAGGUGGCCGAACAGCUGCUGAGCUCCGACAACUGUAACAAAGACCAAAUCCACCAGACACGAGACCAACUGAACAACAGAUGGAAGGAGUUUGAGCAACUGGCUGGUCAAAAGAAACAAAGCCUAGAGUCUGCUCUUAACAUUCAGAAUUACCACUUGGAGUGUAAUGAGAUUCAAACUUGGAUGAAGGAAAAGACCAAGGUGAUUGAAUCUACUCAGAGCCUGGGCAAUGACCUGGCUGGGGUGAUGGCACUGCAACGAAAGCUCACUGGCAUGGAGAGGGACCUGGAGGCCAUUCAGGGCAAAUUAGAUGACCUGAGAAACGAGGCAGAAAAGCUGGCUAAGGAACAUCCAGAUCAGGCUGGAGAGAUCCAAGGUCGCUUGGCAGAGAUUCAAGAAGUGUGGGAGGAGUUGAACGCCACCAUGAAGCGCCGUGAAGAGUCAUUGGGUGAAGCCAGCAAGCUUCAGGGCUUCCUUAGGGAUCUGGAUGACUUCCAGUCGUGGCUUUCCCGCACCCAGACAGCCGUUGCCUCAGAAGACAUUCCUACCUCUCUUCCUGAGGCUGAGAAUUUGCUAGCCCAGCACGAGAGUAUUAAGAAUGAGGUGGAUAACUAUAAGGAGGACUAUGAGAAGAUGCGGGCAGUUGGUGAGGAGGUGACCCAAGGUCAGACAGAUGCCCAAUACAUGUUCUUGGCCCAAAGGCUCCAGGCACUGGACACUGGCUGGCAUGAGUUGCGUCGCAUGUGGGAGAACCGCCAUAGUCUUUUGGCCCAAGCCUUCGACUUCCAGACUUUCUUGAGAGAUGCAAAGCAGGCAGAGGCUUUCCUCAACAGCCAGGAGUAUGUGCUGUCCCACACAGAGAUGCCCACCAGUCUUCAAGGAGCAGAGGAGGCCAUUAAGAAGCAUGAAGAUUUCCUCACGACAACAGAGGCCAGUGAGGAGAAGAUUACUGGUGUGGUGGAGGCUGGACGGCGCCUCAUUAAUGACUGUAAUGCAAACUCUGAUAAGAUUCAAGAGAAAGUUGACUCCAUCCAGGAAAGGCAUCUUAAGAAUAAGAUGGCUGCAAAUGAAUUACUGACAAAGCUUAAGGAUAACCGUGAACUUCAGCACUUCCUCCAAGAUGGACAGGAGCUCACAUUGUGGAUCAAUGAGAAGAUGCUGACAGCACAGGACAUGUCUUAUGAUGAGGCCAGAAAUCUGCACAGCAAGUGGCAGAAACACCAGGCCUUCAUGGCAGAGUUGGCCUCCAACAAGGACUGGCUGGACAAGAUUGAUAAGGAGGGUCAGGCGCUGGUGGCUGAGAAGCCGGAGCUGAAGCCUGUUGUUCAGCAGACCCUGGAGGACCUACAGCGCCAGUGGGAGGAGCUGGAGGGAACGACCCGCACCAAGGCCCAGUGCUUGUUCGAUGCUAACCGGGCAGAGCUCUUCACACAGAGCUGCUCAGCUCUGGAUGUCUGGCUGAAAAAUAUUGAGAGUCAACUGCAAAGCGAUGACUAUGGCAAAGAUUUGACCAGUGUCAACAUCCUGCUCAAGAAGCACCAGAUGCUGGAGCACCAGAUGGAGGUCAGAGAGAAGGAGGUGCAAUCCCUCCAGUCCCAGGCUCUGGCACUGUCCCAGGAGGACGCUGGACUCGCCGAGGUAGAUGGUCAGCAAAGGCGUGUCACUGACACCUUCUCCAACCUUCAGGACCCUCUCAAUCUGAGGAGACAGAAACUACUCAACUCAAAAGAAGCACAUCAGUUCAACAGAGAUCUGGAGGACGAAAUUCUAUGGGUUAAAGAGAGGAUGCCCCUGGCAACCUCCACAGACCAUGGGAAAGACCUGCCCACUGUACAGCUGCUCAUCAAAAAGAACCAGACAUUGCAGAAGGAGAUCCAGGGACACCAGCCUCGUAUUGAUGAUAUCCAUAAAAGAGGCAAGACCCAGAGUCAGGUAGAUGGUGAGAGACAGUCUGUCCUUGAGGAGCGCCUUGUUGAGCUGCGGGACCUCUGGGACCAGCUGAUCGCAGAGACAGACAAGCGGCAUGCCCGUUUAAUAGAAGCCAAUCGCGCCCAGCAGUUUUAUGCUGAUGCGGCUGAGGCAGAGGCCUGGAUGGGAGAGCAAGAGCUGCACAUGAUGUCGGAGGAAAAAGCCAAGGAUGAGCAAAGUGCACUCGUGAUGGUCAAGAAGCACCAGACUUUGGAGCAGGCACUGGAAGACUACGCCCAAACCAUUCACCAGCUAUCCAAUAGCAGCCGCCUCAUGGUCACCAGUGAGCAUCCAGAGAGUGAGAGAAUCACCUUACGACAAGCCCAAGUUGACAAGUUGUAUGCCGGGUUGAAAGAUCUCGCUGAGGAGCGUCGUGGGCGGCUUCAGGAGAGGCUACGGCUGACCCAGCUGAAGCGGGAGGUGGAUGACCUGGAACAGUGGAUCGCUGAGAGGGAGGUGGUUGCUGGCUCCCAUGAACUGGGACAAGACUAUGAACAUGUCACAAUGCUGAGGGACAAGUUCCGUGAGUUUGCCCGUGACACCAGCACCAUCGGCCAAGAGCGUGUAGAUGGUGUAAAUGGGCUGGCAGAUGACCUGAUUGAGUCGGGUCAUCCUGAGAAUGCCAGUGUGGCUGAAUGGAAGGACGGGUUAAAUGAGGCUUGGGCUGAUCUGCUGGAGCUGAUUGACACACGCACACAGAUGUUGGCGGCCUCUUAUGAGUUGCACCGCUUCCAUCAGGAUGCCAUGGAGAUUCUUGGACGUGUUAAGGAGAAGAGGGAGGGGCUGCCCUCUGACCUAGGCCGAGACCUGAACACUGUUCAGCAUCUACACAGACAGCACAACACUUUCGAAAAUGACAUCCAGGCCCUCAGUGGACAGGUGAAUCAGGUGCAAGACGACGCAGCACGACUGCAGAAGGCCUAUGCUGGGGAGAAAGCUGAUGACAUUCACAGGAGUGAGCAUGCUGUGACUUCUGCUUGGGAGGGCCUGCUCGAGGCUGGUCAGGCCCGCAGGCUCCUCCUGCUGGACACCGUGGAGAAGUUCCGCUUCUUCAACAUGGUCCGAGACCUCAUGCUCUGGAUGGAUGGUGUAAACCUGCAGAUUGAUGCGCAUGACAGCCCUAGGGAUGUAUCCUCUGCUGGGUUGGUCAUUGCCAAUCAUCAGGACAUCAAAUCAGAAAUUGAGACCAGAGCAGACAGCUUUACUGCCUGUAUUGACAUGGGAAAUACACUCAUCAAUAAUAAUCACUAUGCAGCUGAUGAGAUCCGAGAGAAACUGACUCAGCUCCAGGAAAAGAGAGACAAGAUCAACAAAAAGUGGCAAGACAAGAUGGACCAUUUACAAAUAGUGCUGGAGGUACUGCAGUUUGGACGCGAUGCCUACGUGGCAGAGUCUUGGUUGGCAGGGCAAGAACCUCUCGUGCGAGCAGCAGAGUUGGGCACAAAUGUGGAUGAGGUAGAGAGCCUAAUUAAGCGCCAUGAGGCCUUUGAGAAACUUGCUGCAGCCUGGGAAGACCGCUUUACACUGCUGGAGAAACUCACUACUCUUGAGGAGCAGGAGAUGCAGAGGAGGCGAGAGGAAGAGGAGAGAGCACGGCGACCCCCUACACCGUCCCCAGCAGAAGAAGUGUCACAAUCCGAGACAGAGAAUCACCUUCAUGAUUCUGCAGCCAGGACCAGCCUGGACCAGACCACACUCAAUCAGCCCGUGUCAGUGAAUGGAGUACACAGCGACAAUGACACAUCACAGCAGUCAUUAUCGCUAUCGUUGUCAGUGGGAAAGAAAUCAGAGCCUAAGCGUGUGUGUAAGCCAAAGCAGCCGGAGCGUGGCUCAGAGUCUGAGUCAGUGAACGGACCAGGUAGGGACAGCGGUCUGGCAUCCUCCCGCCUUGAGCCGUCUGCCACGUUACCGAGCAGGGGUGGAGCAGAGUCCGAGCCAGAAACCAUGGAAGGGAUGCUAUGUCGAAAACAGGAGAUGGAGUCGCACAGCAAAAAGGCAGCUACCAGGUCCUGGCAGAAUGUGUACUGUGCUUUAAGAAAAGGAAGUCUUGGUUUCUAUAAAGAUGCCAAGAGCGCUAGCAGUGGCAUUCCAUACCACGGAGAGGUACCCAUCAGCCUUGGAGAGGCUGUGUGUGAGGUGGCCCAUGACUAUAAGAAGAGGAAACAUGUAUUCAAACUCAGGCUAGGGGAUGGAAAAGAGUACCUGUUCCAAGCAAAGGAUGAGGCGGAAAUGAGCUCCUGGAUCCGUUCCAUCCUCGCCUCCAUUCCAGCAGGAUCGGGAGAUUCGCCCGGAGGUCCGCGGGCACUCAGCCGUGCCAUGACGAUGCCUCCCAUUUCCCCCAGCUCAGGUGAUGCCGGAGGAGUUACCAUGCGCAACAAAGAUGGGAAAGAGAAGGAUCGUGAGAAGAGGUUCAGCUUCUUUGGCAAGAAGAAAUAGAACACUUGUAAAAUCAUCGAUGGAAGCUACAUUUGUUAAAAGUUCAACAAACUGAAACAGGCAGGAAGGAAAGUACAAACAGGUCCCACAAACACACACUGCUCUCAGCGCAGGUCCCAAGGAAUUUGUCGACAGCUUCUGUUUGUGGCUUACGGAGAACUUUGUUUCUUUUCUUUCUCUCUGAUUCUGUCCCUCUCCAGUUUUUAUCUGUCAUUUACUUUCUCGUUCACUCAGUCCAUCACGUUUAUGUGCACCCAACAAUGAAAGCCCCCAUCCAAGUUUAGUUAAUUUCAGCCAACCAGCAGACCUUAUCGACCUGAGUCAGGAGCGGGCGGUGGUUGGCCUUGGCAGGGAUGCAGGACUGCCACUAAAACAGCUCUCCUUCAGCAUGAACAUUUUCUUUUCAGUGAGUCUUGACUAGCUGAGGCGUUUUGAUGUUGCGUCAUUAUGAAAACAAUGAAUGGUGGCUUUCCACUGAGGUGCACUCUGGUUUUAUUUUCCCACUUUCAAACUCUCUCUCUUUGGGAAGGAUCAAAUCAGUCUCUUUUUCUGUUUUUGGUAUUGAUGUUAUUAACCUGAGCGAUAUUAUUGCUGUUGUUGUUAUUAUUAUUUAUCAUUUGCUUUUGCUGGUUUGAGAAAACAAACAAUUUUAAGUAGAAAAUUCUGAUUCAUGUUGUGGAGAGAAACAAAUUUGGUUAAACUAGUGGAGAAUGUUGGGCUUGCCCUUGUAUAUGUUUGUUUUUAGGAAUGACAGUUUAUGAGGUGUUUUGAGGAAAAAAAAAUAAAGCUCAUUCAAUUUUAGCAGUGUGCAGUAAGUGAUCACAAGUUUCAUUGGGAAAAUUAUAUAUAUAUUUAAUAAGUGGUUUUAUUUUUUAUUUUAUCAAUAAUUUUGCCUGUAUUUGAUUAUUUCUUUUGAGUGAUCUUAUCUGCUUGAGUUUUCAACUUCUUUUUUUUUCUGUACAAAGCAGAGAAGAUUAGUUUUCUAGUGUGUGUGCGUGCGUGUGUGUGUGCGUGUGUGUGAGUUGUGGUGCUGUGAAUUUUGCACGUUUAUGUUACUCCUGAUCAAACGUGGCCAGAUGAAUGCUGCUUUUCAGUCCGCAAAUUUAGACGAAAACCAGACGGAAACACAAAAGUAACCUUGCUGGGAUGAUUUCCUAAAAUGAGCUUUUCUUUGCUUUUGGUUUUUAUUGUAUGUAAGCUUGACAUUACCAAUGAAGUUCCUCAAGGCGGUUUCAUUAUUUCUGUUUUAGUCUUCUAAUAUCCAUUUCUGUUCCCUCCCUCCCUCUCUCCCUCUCUCUCUCUCUCUCUCUCUCUCUCUCUCCCUCCCCCUCCCUCUCUCUCUAUUGGUGUGAAGGCAUGGGGGCAGUUUGUAGAUAAUAAAACUAAAAAAAGCUGAAGCACAUUUUCUGUGGCAGACCGCAGGGACGCGAGCAGGACCGACAGACAGACAGCUGACAGGUCUCAUUACAGGUGAAGUGAGGGGUGUGGAAGUGAGAUUGGAUAGGUGGUGAAGAAUGCGCUUUAUGUGCUACUCGACAGGGAGGUGUACCGAGCCUUACUUGAACCCACUACAGAUACACAGAACCUACAAACCCACCCUCCAUUCAGACAGUCUCAAAGGAAUAUAAUGUGUUAAAAAUGUGCCCUGUGGCAAUGAUCUAAUGUAUGUCAGUGGAUUAUAUAUGCAGGUACAGUAUGAAUUAACAGUAACCAUGGAAGGCUCUGCUCACUAGCAGAUAUGGAAAAAUCCUACAUUUUCUCUUAGAUGAGCUUAAAGCUCUCACAUAUGUGGCAUGACUUCAUGUAAUUUUCUCCUUGUAUGUCUCAUCAUUGCCAUCGACUCUGUUCUGUGGUUAUGUACUCUGAAAACAUGAGAUCAUUUCAUAUUCACGGCUGGAGAGCAGUUACCUAUAUGUAAUUGGCAUUUACAAUAAUCUAAAAGAAGAUAAUGGAAAUCCAAUAUAGUCAUUGUAAAAUUAAGAUAGGUAUUGAUAAGUUUCCUCAAAUACUGUACAUGUUUGAAAUAAAAAGGGCAUUUAUAGUGUGAGACUGUAGGCAGUAGUGCAGAGACCACUGGAUGGUUUAGUGUUAUUAAAUGAAAUCCAAGUAUUAAAUAUGCCUUUUCUAACUGCCAAAACACCACAGGAAGUAACUGAAUAGGUACUGGAUAACAAAUCUGAAUUUAAGAGUUUUAUGGGUUUUCUUACAAGUAGGUUGCAAGUAAUCAAUUGUUUGUAAUUUAUUACAUUUUGAAAGUAACUGUGAAGAGCUGGUGAUUGCCUGGAUGUGUAUGCCUUGGAGGGCGGAUUAGUCCACAGGAUUGUCACACCAAACUGUUGUGACAAAACAAACAGCUGGAAGUAAAGUAGUAUUUGGCUGUAGAUUAAACAGGUUCGCCUUAUUUUCCAGUCCAAAAUGAAUGUGGAACCGGCGGUCUGUCACUCAGACAAAAGACUUUGUAUCGUGGGUGUGUGACAGCGCUUACGUAGCCUUAAACUAAGCUACGAUUUAGGAGCAAAGUUAAUAUGUUCAUUGCAUACAUAAGUGAGCCAAAGCAGUUAAUCGUACAUUGUGCACAAUUUCAAAUGGACGAGUCAUUCUUCCCCACAGGGUGAGCUGUUUUUUAAGUGACGGUUGCUACCUUUUCUCCACUCUGUAAAUCAGACACGGCAUCCAGUUGAUGUUAGGGGUUUCAAGUUUAAAGGUCGCACAGUAUAUUUUCUUAUCAGCUUAUUUGAAUGUGAAUGAUUCAAAUUAGUUUGGCCAAAUUGGUCAUGUGAAGCAAAAAUAUUUCUCAUACUUGACAUACUGUACACAAGCUCUCUCUCUCUCUCUUGCACACACACUCACACAUUAAUGCUGUACUGUAUAAUUAAUGCAGAAUGACCUUGGCAAUCCAGUCAUGUGGAAAUGGUCCUCAGCUGGCUGUGAUUGCAUAUGGCAUCCUUUUAAAAUAACAUUGUGCUACUGGUGACCAGAACAUAGAAAGUGUGUAAUAUUGAUGUCAAAGAGAUGGGUUUUUGGAUAUGAGCGUACUUGAAACAAUGGAGUACUUAAUGAAGAAACAAAACAACUUGUUAAGUAUUAGAUAUGAGUGAAAACAGACUGGUGACAAUUUGAGCUUCCUUUUUUAGAAGAAGGCAGGAUAUUUGCUGUCUAGUGGGAGCUUGUAUUUUUUCAUCCAGUGGUCUGUCUCGCAGCAUUUGAUAAGCCUGUCCACCUACCUUCAUUUCUCAUUACUUUUGACGAAUGUCUGUUCCUUCCUCUGUAACUCAGAGUUGUUAAUACCACUACUAUUAUUAAUUGCUAUUAUUACAUUAUUGCUACUGUUGUUACUAUUACUACUACUACUGUUACUAAUGCAACUUAUUGCAAAAAUUAUAACUGCUGUCCAUUUUCAGGUACGUGUCUGUAAUACCAGACCCUUCCACACGAUGUCAGUGUGCUGUGGAGCAUUUUCAUUACAAAUCGAAAAAUAAUGUUUGUUGACUUGUGUAUCUACAUCUAAUAUUAGGAAUAAUAAAACAUGGUUUAAUCAAAAA
Molecule: messenger RNA, 11151 nt
Organism: Scatophagus argus
Lineage: Eukaryota; Metazoa; Chordata; Actinopteri; Scatophagidae
Gene: sptbn2
Product: spectrin beta chain, non-erythrocytic 1
Exons: 40
Coding region: 470-7609 (2379 amino acids)
Biological process (GO): actin cytoskeleton organization
Cellular component (GO): cortical actin cytoskeleton; plasma membrane; cell junction
Molecular function (GO): actin filament binding; phospholipid binding; structural constituent of cytoskeleton
Source: RefSeq, a predicted model, not a curated record